Molecule: messenger RNA, 3796 nt
Organism: Cinara cedri
Lineage: Eukaryota; Metazoa; Arthropoda; Insecta; Hemiptera; Aphididae
Source: the annotation of a GenBank genome assembly
CAACAUUUUUGCAGCGAAUAAAAUAUCAUACGUUUAUUAAAUUCUGCGUUUUUGCAACAACCAUUAUUUUUUAUUUUUGUGGCUAAUCAAAAAUAUCUGCACAACAUACUAUUUUGAUAAGAAUGGAUUUUUAUUUUUUUCUACAUCUAUAAUAAUUCAAGCAAUAAGCAUUUCAUUUAAAAUUUAAGAUUGUUUUAUUAGUUGUACAGUGUAAAGUUAAAUACUCCCUAACAAAAUAUGGGUAAAUGUAAUAUAAUAUCAUUUUUAAUGUGUUUAUUGUUUUAUAAUUUAUUCUUUAGUUUUAUAAUAUUUAGUUUACUAAUAAUAUUUUGAACUUUCAGCCGUUUCUACAGGUAUGUCAUUCUUUAUCUCAACACUGUUGCUUAUGGCUGUAUUUUCAUUCAUGCAUCUGAACAGCAAGUGGUUAACAUCAAGUUCUACACUCAUCAUAGGUACCGGUUUUCUUGGAUCUGUGUUGUUUACAUUGGCUUUAACUGUAUCCUUUUAUAAUUUACAAGUAAAUAUAAGGGAUAUAAAUUAUAGUAUGAAAAAUUUAAUGACAAGUAAAUAAAUGCUUAACUAAGUACAUGAGUUUGACACAAAUGAAAUAUAAUUAAUAAGAACUAUAAAUUAUGCAGGUUAUGCAAUUAAUGCCUACAAAAUAUGUGUUAAGAAAUAGUGAAUUGGAUUAGUUUAUCUGGAAGUAAAAUUAAAAAAAUGGCUGAUCAAUAGACUUUGUGAUAGGUAGAAAUAUAAUUUUACAAGUUAUCCAAGUAAAUAUGUUAAGAAUAAUUUAACCGUGAAACCUAAAAAAAUAAAAUAAGAAUAAUAAAUAAAUACAAUUAUAUAACUAUUAUUAUGCUGGUAAGGGUGGCCUUGAAAAUAACCGUUUCAAUUUCAAAAGCCUAGACAUUCUUGUACCAGUGUUGGUAAGAUAAGUUUGCGUUAUUUAUCCUGGGAUGGACUUGUUUAUUGCGAUGCAAGGGACUUAUUUUUAUUAAUCCUAGCACUGAAUACAAUAAGAUAAACUAUUAUUAUUUAAUUUACCUUAACUAAUCAAUUACCAGGCCAUAAGUAAUUUAAUGACACUAGUUAUGGGAGAAAGAUAUCAAGCAAGCUUCUUUCCAGAAAGUAAGUAAAACAAAUUGUUUAAAUAUCCUAUAAACUAAGAUAAAUUUGUUAAACAAUUUAUCUAAGUGAUUUGUUGUAAUUAUUUUUAUUAUUCUGACUAUGUAAACAAUAUAGUAAGAUACUUCGUACGAUGAGUGGGCCACUAUUGUAGGUGAGAGGUUGGGAAGAUAUGAUAUAGAGAAUUUGAUGUAUUAUCUGUUAGCAACGAUUAAUCUUUUCUAACAAAACAUGAUUUUGCGCUUAGUUUGGUUACACAUAUUUUAAAAAAACUAUAAUAUUAAGAUUUGAAAAUUGUACAUUUCAUAAGUUUUGCCAUUUAUUACAACUUAUUACACUGAAAAUCUGAGCAAAAUUUCUGGUAGAAGAGUUGUUCAGAUGAAAAAAAAAUAUUGUAAAACCAAUACAUUUCUCGUUUCGUUCAAAAUCUAAAAUAUUUAAAUUUAUUUAUAUUUUUACCAAAACAAAUUUCUUUUAACUGUAAGAUUUAUUAUUUUUAUUAUUCAAUUAAAUAUCUUAUAAUGAUAAUUAUAUUUUAGUAAUGACUUUUUUUAAAAAAUAUUUUAUUGAAAAUUCACUAAUAUUUUAGACUUGUAAUAAUUUUUAACAGUUCCUAAUUAAAUAAUUUCUUUUUUUUAGUUGUGUUAUCAUUAUUGUUUACUUUCUUCAUAUGUGUGUCAAUUCACAGAGUAUGUGCUACAACCGGGUAAAUAUUAUUAUUUUUAAUAAUUGUAUAAUAAUCUCCAAUUUGUGUUACAUUGACAUUUACAUUAUUAUAAUAUUUUCAGUUUGCUGUUUUCAUUAUUUGCUCUUUACAAUAUUUAUAAUAUUUCUCAAAAAACAUACAAUUCCAGUACAUUAAUAAAACAACCUAUUGUGCAUAGCAAAAAGAAGAAACAUUAAAUCAAAAUUACGCAUAUUACCAUUAUUAAAUAUACAAUAUACGCAUUUAAUUUUUGUAUUAUUUACUAUGUUCAUUAUUGUAAUUUAUUUUAAAAAUAAGGUUCAAUAGCUUUUUUAUUAUUAUUUUUUUUUUAUUUAUACAUGUAAUUUAAUAUUAUAAUUGUUUGGGCUUCUCAAAUAUCAUUUAUAUUUAUUCAAAAAUUUGAAACUACAGCAUAGAUGUUACUUUUUUUACUAUAAUCUAAUACAAUUAGUAUUUUUAAAUAUAAGGAUAAACUCGUUUAUUUUUCAAAGUACAAUAAUAUAGAAUAAUAUUAGAAUUAUCUAAUUAGUAUUAUAAUACUAAUGUAAGUUCUUGUAUGGCUAAAUAAUUAAGUAUAUCAUAUUUUAAAUUAAAAAUAUUUAUAAGUAAUUAUGACUAUAUUUACGAGAUGCUACUAUAUAAGUAUAAAGGAUAAAAUAAAAUGAAAUCAUUAAUCAUAAAAAUACAGCUACCUUGUUGUUUUAGUUCUACAGACAACAUGGCAACUGCAGUAUAUGAUCUAUCAUUUUUACCACUUUAUAGGGGUAUUUAGUUGUGUCAGUGUGUUGAUGGUUUCUUAGUUGCAGUUAAAUAUAAAGUGUGAUAAAGGUGGGCUAUCUUUAUGACACGAAAAACUGAUUAAUGAUGGUAUAGAACAAUAUUUGCAUAGGUAGGUAUCAUAAAAUAUAAAUUAGUGGAUUUUAUCUUGUAUUAAUGUCAUAUAAAAUCUAUUAAACACUGUUAUCAUUUAAAAUAUAAUUAGUAAUUAGAAAAAAAAAAUUAUUUCUAAUAAGACUUAAAAUACUUGUGCCAUGUACUUUAAAAAAGUAAUAAAUGUGUCAUUUUUAUUGAAUUCCCCCACAAUGUGUCAAUAAAUUAUAAAUACUAAUUGUAAUCCUGUAGUAGAAUACAUAUAGCAAGAUAAAGAAAUGAAAAAAAAACUGAGAAAAAUGAAAAUAAUAAAGUAUUAUAAUAAAUAGAAAAAAAAAGACAAACAUACUUUGCAUGAUGGGUGACACUGUUGAAGGUGAUAAGUUGGAAAGGUAGAAUAUAAGAGAGAAUUUAAUGUAUAUCUGUAUGCAAGGAUUAAUGAUGAAAAACUAGUCUGAGCAAAAUUCGGCUAAACACGUUUUAAAAGGCCGAAAUAUUUAUGAUUUUUGUCAAAAUUUGAUUCUAAAAUUCUUAUUAAAAAAUAAAAAAACUAUUAAACUCAAAUUUUCUUGUUGACUAAUUACAACUUUAAUGUAACAUCUGUUAAAUUUACAAGCAUUUCUGUUUAAUAUAACAAUUUUAUCUAUAGAGUUUAGGUUUAAAGGAAGUUAAAUAUUUCUUAGUAGGUACUAAAUUUAGCUAUUAAACAAAUAAAACAAACACACAUGUUAUUAGAAACAAAUAAAUGUUCAAUUUUAGAAUCACAUCAAACACAUUUUCAUAGAAAAUAAUUUGGUAUACCAAUAAACUUAAUUCUUUCUGUGUAUGUAUUAUGCCCGACUUUUCUUUAAUGAUAAAAAUACUUGAAUAAAUCACCAUAUUGAGUUUUAAAAUAUGAUAAUAGAUCAUACAGACUUAUAUUCACUGACUGGUAUUAAUAUAUAUUAGAAUGUCUUGCACUGUUCACCAUCGACUCCACUUUGUUUGCUGUAUCUCUGAUAGCUUCUGGCAAUUCAGGUAGGUCUAGAGUGGUAGUUAAGUGUGCGGACAAACGUUUGUACAUUGAAUCUUUUUUAGAUCUUCCACUGAAAU